Messenger RNA from Cottoperca gobio, 3480 nucleotides. It is a transcript of the gene txlna, whose product is annotated as taxilin alpha. Bases 148 to 1785 code for a protein of 545 amino acids. Gene Ontology annotation, molecular function: syntaxin binding. The record is from RefSeq and is a predicted model, not a curated record. The transcript has 11 exons. NCBI's taxonomy places the organism in Eukaryota, Metazoa, Chordata, Actinopteri, Perciformes, Bovichtidae.
AUGUAAACGGCGGUUUAAAAUUAAAACGAAGAAGAAGAAUUCAAAGUUAUGACCGGAAGUAUUUUUUCUGGCUCACGCUGUUGUUGAGGGAACCUGCAGUUCACAGACACAUUAGCUAUUUCCUCCUUGAGUGUGAAGAUACCAGAGAUGAAAAAACAAGACACUGAAGAGUCUGCCACUCAGGGCAGUGAGGAUGCUCCACCUACAGCGGGAGGGAUGGAGUCGCCUGCAGCUGCAAAAGACAGCUUGGACAGCAACAGCCCUAAAGAGUCUGAACCACAGACGCCACAGACAGACACACCGCCACAGACAGACACACCGUCACAAGGCGACAAGGCGGGAAGUGAAGCUGCACAGCCAGCGCUUUCUCAAUGUGACAUGGCUGAGGAGCUGAGCCGGCAGCUGGAGGACAUCCUCAGCACCUACUGUAGGGAGAGCAAUUCAGACGACGCCAGCACCGUGCCCAAUGGCCAGUUACACAGCCCAGUGCUCAAUGGCCUGACCAAUGAGAGAGUGGACGGCAAGCCAGAGGGAAAAGUCAAUGGAGCCGGCAACGGGGGGGAGAAGGAGCAGAAGAAGACUCAGGAGAAGAAGAAAAUCAAGGGUCUGGGCAAAGAGAUCACCCUCCUUAUGCAGACUCUGAACACCCUGAGCACCCCAGACGAAAAGCUUGAAGGCCUCUGUAAGAAGUAUGCUGAACUGCUGGAAGAGCACCGUAACACCCAGAAGCAGAUGCGAGUGCUGCAGAAGAAGCAGAACCAGGUGGUCCAGGAGAAAGACAACCUGAGGAGUGAACACAGCAAGGCCAUCCUGGCUCGCAGCAAGCUGGAGAGUCUCUGCAGAGAGCUGCAGAGACACAACCGCACGCUGAAGGAGGAGGGCAUGCAAAGAACGCGUCUGGAGGAGGAGAAAAGGAAGGAAGUGACCUCCCAUUUCCAGGUGACCCUGAACGACAUCCAGGCUCAGAUGGAGCAGCACAACGAGAGGAACGCCAGUCUGCGACAAGAGAACACAGAGCUGGCUGAGAAACUGAAGAAGCUCUAUGAGCAGUACAAACUACGAGAAGAGCACAUAGACAAAGUGGUAAAACACAAAGACCUGCAGCAACAGCUGGUGGACGCCAAACUGCAACAGGCUCAGGAGCUGCUGAAGGAGUCAGAGGAACGCCACGACCGAGAGAAACACUUUCUGCUGAAAGAAGCGGUGGAGUCUCAAAGGAUGUGCGAGCUGAUGAAGCAGCAGGAAGUUCACCUCAAACAGCAGCUGUCACUGUACACAGAGAAGUUUGAAGAGUUUCAGACCACUUUGUCCAAGAGCAACGAGGUCUUCACCACAUUCAAACAGGAGAUGGAGAAGAUGACUAAAAAGAUCAAGAAGCUGGAGAAGGAGACGGCCAUGUAUCGGUCCAGGUGGGAGAGCAGCAACAAGGCUCUUCUGGAGAUGGCAGAGGAGAAAUCUAUGCGUGACCGUGAGUUCGAGGCACUUCAGGGGAAAGUCCAGCGGCUCGAGAAGCUGCGGCGGGCACUAAAGGUUGAACGCAAUGAGCUCAACAAGAAGGUUCAGAACCUCAGUUGUCCGGAGAGUGGCACGGCAGGAGCCCCCACCUCCGACCCAGGGACCGACUCCCCGUCUCCACCACCUACAGACUCUCUGCUGGAGCCCAGCAGCCGCCCUGUCCCAGACACCGCACCCUGCUCCCAGUCCUGCCACUGUGGCCCAGAACAGGACACACACACCCUACUAGAAGAGGCAAAGGCUCUGCCCGUCGUCGCUGCACAGGAAUGAAGAAUUUCUGCUCACAGUCUCCUCUCAAGCAUCAAGCCACCUCACAAUAAGCCACCAGCCUGCAAGCCACUCCUGCGGAUGUUAAACACAGACACAGAUCAGAUAGCAAGCUUAACUUGUGUCCUCCCAGCAUGCUCUGCAGGCUUUAUGGAGGUGAUGAGAAGUCUGUCAGUACACAUACAUGCACACCACAACUCAGUAACUGAAUAACCUCAUAAAGGUCAUGGUUUAAUUAAAGCAUUGACAUGGUUCGUAAUAACCUCAUUUCACCCAAUAAUCAGAUUAAUUCAUUAGUGUGGUUCAUGUCCACAGGCUUCAGUUAUUCACAAAGUGGUGAAUGUGUUUCAAGUUAGUUGAUCAAUAAACUCAUUUAUUGGUUUUACCCCAUGACGCAAAAAAAAUCCUUUUACACUUGCUGCUGUGUGCGUGUAGAAACAUGGCUUACAAUCCACAACCUGCAACAAUCUGAACUAAAUUGUUAGUGUGCAUGUAAACGCACAGACCGCCUCGGUCCUGUUGUUUCACUGCACAUUCCCUUUUCCACUUGCAUCAAACACAGAACUGCUCGGCAAGAUGAGUAACAGUGCUGCUUGGGAUGACACAAGCCAAGCAGGUAUAUGACCAGAGGAGUCAUCAGAGGUUGUGUGUGUGUGUGUGUGUGUAAUAACAUAGAAAUAAUAUAGAAUUCUACAUAAUUAUUGAAGAAAGUUUCUCAUUCUGAUUAUUUUUCUUUCUUUUGUGUCAGUUGUUGUUUGUAGAGGCGUUUAGAGAAAAUGUUUUUGCAUCACACCGCUUCAUUGUUUGAUUUUGUGGUCUGUAUUUAUUGUUUAACACAUAAUAUCUGAUAUUGAAAUGUAUCUCACAGAGCACCACUAUAAAAGUUUGUUUUUUAUUCAUUUAGAACAUUUAGAAAUGUGUUACUUUUAGGACCAACGUUUCAUUCCUAACCUCUGAGUUUAGUUAGAUUCUAUAUUUUCACAUGUUUUUCUGCUUAUAACCUUAAAAUAACGACCACUUGAAACUUGAUUAACUACUAUCUUUGUGCAUCUGUGUGUGUGUGUGUGUGUGUAUGUGUGUGUGUGUGUGUGUGUGUGAGUGAACAUGGCUAUGAUUGUCUCCUCCCAGCCCUGAUGAUUGCAGUAGCUUGUAAUCAGGUUUUAACUCGAGAAUGUUCAAGGACCUCUAUGCAACGCUUGCCUCUUGGUCUUAUUCUGUGGCAGUCUCAACUUGACGAGCACUUAGCUGAGAAUGUAUAUUCAUUAUCUCCACUGUCCUGCAUGGAUGUAUUGUAUUAACAGACAACAUAUCCCACAGCAGAACUUUAUAUACGCUUAGGUUUGAACCUUGUUAAUUGCCUCUCAAUUAUUAGAUGACAUUGAACGUAACAUCUCCCUGAUGCUUUAAUGGUGCAGUGACUGAGCCGAGGUGAAUAAGAGGAAAUGUUCCAAACAUGUCCAUUCCUCAUCAGACAUUCUUAUGUACUACUUAAUAUGUAGCAUUGAUAACAAGGUGUCAUUUACAAACGUAUUUCUUCCAUCCUUCCACAGGACUGAGUACCUCUGGUACUGUGGUGGAUGUGUAGGUUCAUGGACCAUGAGAAGGAACCAAAGAUGUUUCCUUUUGUUUGUCUUUUGCAGUACUUUUAUCUGGCCCUGUAUAUUUUGUUUCUUGUUAAAUAAAAGAUGUAACAGUGUA